Metarhizium brunneum ARSEF 3297 is the source of this 2538-nucleotide messenger RNA. Lineage: Eukaryota; Fungi; Ascomycota; Sordariomycetes; Hypocreales; Clavicipitaceae. The record is from RefSeq and is a predicted model, not a curated record.
AUGAAGAGCAUGCAGGGUCUUUUGCACAAGACCAGCCUUCAAACUGCUCAUGAACAGCAACAACGCUUCUUUGCUCCGCAAUCUGUCGCUGGCCAAAAACGGCCGUGGUCCAGUAACGAUGGCUUUGUUACGUCUCAUCAACAUGCUACUACUGCCACGAAUUCCCCGUCGCAUUCCAUUGUUCACUUCCAGAAAGCCAUUAGUCUUCCGUCAGCUCCCAAACGACUGUCCGCGAUGCUUAUGCUGAAGCGAGUCAUUGAGGAAGCUGGUACUAAAGCGCUUCUUGUUCUUCCAUACGUUGCACUUGUACAAGAAAAAGUAGGCUGGCUGCGCAAGGUGGUUCAACACGUCAAGAUUCUCGAUGAUUCCAUGCCCCAAGGUGCCGAAAAUGGUCCCUGGCGUCGGCGAGCAGAUUACGGUACAAUUCGAGUAGUUGGCUUUUUUGGAGGUGGAAAAGUCCGAGCAACCUGGGACGAUUUUGACAUUGGUGUUUGCACAUUGGAGAAGGCAAAUGCCCUGGUCAACACCGCUAUUGCUGAUGGCUCAAUAUCGAAGCUUCGGUCUGUAGUAUUGGAUGAACUUCACAUAAUUGAUGACGAUCAUCGGGGCUAUAUCCUCGAACUUAUUGCUGCCAAGCUGGUCUGUCUUGGCCAGCAAGUUCAACUUAUUGGAAUGAGCGCAACACUUCCGAACUUGAAUUUGCUCGCCGCGUGGCUACACGGGCACACUUAUGAGACACGAUAUAGGCCGGUACCAAUAGAGGAACAUUUGGUGUACGACGGCAAGGUCUUUCGAGCAGGUCCCAAUGACGGACUAGGGCAUACCCCUUCACAAUUGAGUAGCCAGGAUGUGUCGGCAGGGAAGACAGCACCUGUCCGGCGAAUAGAGAACUCUAUGCACAAAGAAUUCACAGACUCGGUGUUAAAUGCAGUAGUGUCUCUCGCUCAUGAAACUGCUUGCAUGGGUUAUGGAGUGCUGGUUUUUGCUGGUAGCCGCGGAGUGUGCGAGUCUGAUGCUCGCUGGAUCAGCCGGGUCAUGCCCCAGUUGCACGAGCUUGCAGCAGACGUCCUUAAAAAGCGUCUGGAUCUUUUGGGGGAUCUGCGUAGUUUGAGUACAGGGGCAGACCCAGUUCUCGAAGAAACCGUUCUUUAUGGGGUAGCCUUUCAUCGUAAGUCUGGUUCGCCCUGUCACUUGCUUUUCCACGCCGGUCUAACUAGCGAGGAGAGAGAUCUCAUUGCUGCGGCUUACGAUGCUGGGACCAUUCUGGUAUGCAUAGCAACUUGCAGCCUGGCUGCUGGUAUUAAUCUACCCGCUCGUAGGGUAAUUUUGCACAAUGUUAAAAUGGGCGGGGAGUACAUCGGUCCUGCCAUGCUGAGACAGAUGCGAGGUAGAGCUGGCAGACAAGGGAAAACGCAGCUCGGAGAAACAUAUCUGUGUUGUCGGCAACCAGACUUGGAGCACGUUCUAGAGCUCAUGCAUGCAGACAUACCAAAAGUUUCAAGCUGUCUUAGUACAGAGAAUCGGCGUAUUCAGCGAGCAUUAUUGGAGGUGAUUUCCAUUCGUCUGGCUACCAGCCGCGAAUCUAUAUCUGACUACUUUUCCAAUUCCCUGCUGCAAUGGUCGCAGUCACCAGAUUUUGUCCACAAAGGCAUAGAACUAAGUCUCGAGGAGCUUCAAAGUAUGGGCCUCAUCAUGCCCGAUUCCUCCACAGGUUACGCUCCCACACAACUAGGAAAGGCUAUCGUUGCAUCGGCCAUUGAUCCAGACGAUGGUGUCUUUGUUCACAAAGAGCUUGUCAAAGCGCUACGAGCAUUUGUCAUGGACGGUGAGAUGCACAUACUCUAUGUAUUCACUCCAGUUCACAGCUUUGGCACAACUGUCAAUUGGCAAGUCUUCCGUAAUGAAAUGGAGUAUCUGGAUGAAAGCGGCAUGCGAGUACUUCAAUUCCUUGGAAUCAAGCCCACUUCUAUUAUCCGUCUUGCUCAAGGCGCCAUCCUGAAGGAGACGACGGUUGAAGAAAAGCGAAUGGCCCGUGUCUACCGCCGUUUCUACCUGGCUAUGCAACUACGUGAUCUUUGCAACGAAGUUCCUAUUCAUGCUGUCGCUCGCAAAUACGACAUGCCCAGGGGUUCAGUGCAAACACUAUCGCAGACAUGUCAGGGAUUUGCAGCGGGCAUGGUCAAGUUCUGCGAACACAUGGGUUGGGGCCCAAUGGCUGCAGCGCUAGACCACUUCUCAGACCGUUUAAUGGCAGGCGCGAGGUCUGAGCUCCUAGCACUCUCAAAGGUGCCCUUUAUCAAGAGUCGCACAGCGAGAGUUUUCUUUGAAAAUGGAUAUCGAAGUGUGGCAGCUCUAGCCAACGCCAAUCCGAAAGACUUGGUCCCCAUACUUAUGCAGGCACAACCGAAUAAGUUGCGGAUUAAGAGCCAGAAUGAUGAAUUGAUGGAAGAGAAAAUGCUUGCUAAGGCGAAUGUGAUUUCGUCGGCGGCAAAUAGACUUUGGAAUAUACAAAUGCAGGCUGAGAUGGAAGAGGAAUAG